Spodoptera exigua (beet armyworm) is the source of this 3292-nucleotide messenger RNA. The record is from the annotation of a GenBank genome assembly. Lineage: Eukaryota; Metazoa; Arthropoda; Insecta; Lepidoptera; Noctuidae.
AGCAAGCGUCUCUCUUUAACUUUACUUAUUGUACUUUAAUUGUAUAUAGUUAUAUUAAUGCAAUGUUUUGAAUAAAAAUGUGACAAGCAAAAAAUCUUCAGGUGGUUGCUCUUAUGUAUUAAAGUUCAUUGUGUUUUUUAUCUCCGGUAUCAGCUGUUGUUGUCGUCAUUUCAAAAUGUGUGCCUACCAACUCUAAAUAAUAAAAUGUUCUAGUAAACUUCUUAUCAACAAAGAUAAAGGUUUUGGACAAAUAAAGUAACACAUCUUAAACAGCAAAUAAAUUUAAUAUCACGCACAUAAAUAAAAUCACUGUUGACAUUAAAUCAAACUAAAUAAAAUUAUUUAGGUACACAUAUCACCAAUUAUGUAUAAAAUAACCAACAAAUAAAACAUUGACCAGGAAUGUUUACCAUAAGAAAUAACACAUCACCAAUUGUAGUUUGUUCAAAACUAAAUCACAGCUUACUCUUUGAGCCCUCAUGUUUUACAGGUAUCACAGUAUCCUUUUUGACGAUGGGGACGCGUGGAACAGAGAUGAUUAACAGCCCAUCAGCGGUCAAUCUGGACUUUAUUUCCUCAAUUCGACAGCCUUCUGGAACUUGGAAUCGCCUUAUGAAUUGCCGGGCAAUGUACCCAUAGUCAUCUUGUUUCUCCUCGUGUUUCCCUUCCACAACAAUAAACCCAUCAGCUGUUUUCACCGAUAUUUCCUCGGGGGCAUAAUCGUGCACCUUUAUACAUAUUUCAUACUUAUCAACUCCACGUUUCACAACAUUUUCUUGCUUCCAAGGAAAUCCUUCUAACCAGUCAAUUGAACGCAAUAGCGUGUCGUCUCCAAAAAGUGGAGGUGUUUGUAUCGUGGGCAGCUGAAGCAUUUCGUAUUUUUGUCGAAUUAUUCUAGAAAUGUCAUGAAUUAACUCUGCGUCUUACUACGCAGACUCGCGUUACGCUAACAACCGCGUCACAAUAACUAAACCUGUUUUGAUAUUUAGUACGUAAAAGUUAAAUGCAGAUGGCGCUUCAUAUAGGUUAUAGGUUAGGUAACCACCUUAUACUGUUUGAUUGUAUCUGUGGAUAGAAUUUAAUUUAUUUUGGCGGCAAACUUUAACGUUAGCUGUAAAGUUAGUUAAGUUAUUGGACCGUUUGCAGUUAUCUGUCUCAAGCUCCAAGCUUUUGAGGUUACCUCGCUUAGACCUUACUUAUUGUAGAUACGUGAUUAUUAUUUUAUUCUUGUUAAACAAUAAAACGUGAUAACAUAAAAAAGAUAUUAUAGUUACACGAAAAUGUCGGUGAAAAAGGUAGCGGUAGUUACCGGAGCUAAUAAAGGACUUGGUUACUGCAUUGUUAAAAAACUUUGCGAUCAGUAUAACGGCAAGGUUUAUUUAACUUCAAGAGAUGAGCAUAGAGGAAGAAAGGCGUGUGAUGAAUUAAAGAAGUUGGGACUCAAUCCGUUCUUUUAUCAAUUGGACGUCAGCAAUAAGGAAAGUGUUAACAAUUUUGUGAAACACAUUCGUCAGGAAAAUGAAGAAGUUGAAAUACUGAUAAACAACGCCGCAAUUCUAUUUUUGAAAGACGCGCCGGAACCGAAGAAUUUUCAAGCGGAACAAACGAUUUCCAUUAACUUCACAGCAUUGGUCGAUUUCACGGAAGCCGUAUUGCCAUUUAUGAAAAAUGGCGGGAAAAUUGUAAACAUUACCAGUUCUUCUGGCCACUUAUGUAGAAUACCUUCUGAAGAAUUAAGAAACAAAUUCCAGUCAGAAAAUUUGACUGUAGAGGAAUUGAAGACUUUGGUCAAUAGUUAUGUUGAAGAUGUCCAACAGGAUAAAGAAAUCGUUAAAGGAUGGGGCGAUUCUCCUUACGUAGUAUCAAAGGUCGCAGUCAAUGCCUACACCUUUAUAUUACAUCGUAGAUUAACACCAAAAGGCAUUACUGUGAACUGCGUUCACCCAGGAUAUGUGAUGUCUGACAUGACGCGCGGCGGCGGGUCAAUUACCCCGGAUGACGCGGCCAACGUGCCAGUGCAACUGGCCUUAACCCCAUGCGGUGCUGGCCUGUAUGUCUGGCACAAUGGCAAAGCAGUGCCAUGGGACGGGCCAGAUCCUCGCGUUUACAUUGAUGGAAGAACAUAGCCAACAUUUGGUUUGAAAAAUACUUUCUUUUUAGUGACUGUACAGUUGAAAUAAAACACUUAUGGAUGAAUCAGUACCAAAAAAUGUUUAUCAAACACCUGUUCUCGCAGUUGUUUUUAUCGAUUGCAUCUCUUCAAUGCCUUGUUUGUAUUGUGAUAAAAGAUAAGGAUUGUCAUUAAAAGAAUGAAUGUAUAAUUUCUUGCUUUAAUUUUAAUGAUCUUUCUCAUAGUUAAUGUCUCAAUAAGGUACAAAUGGAACAGCUAGUAUUGGCAUCUCAUUUUAAUAUAGAAAAUAUAAUCUGUCAUAACAGGGAUAUGAUUUUAGUAAAUAUAUAAUAUAUAACGAAUAUACAUAUAUAACGCUCAGGUGAACGCAGUAAAGAAGAGUAAAGAACGAAAAAAGAAUUCACUCUAAGAAAUAUGAUAAGUCAUCAACCGGGGAGCGAACCAAGACAGAACGAAAAUAAAUAAAUCAAACUUUUUAAAUAAAACAAAUAGGUUAAUUUAUUUUACAAAUUCCUUUGUUAUCAUAUUUCUCUCGUUAAAAUAUGCUCUUUCUUAAUACAAAGAUUUUUCGAUCACAUCACCAACGGAAAGAAACAAUAAUAUUACUGAAUAGAAAAUAUAAUAUCCGCCGUGGGGACCAGUCGAAUUGCACGUGUGUGAGGGGGUCUACUUGGCGUCGAUGCACUCGGCCGGGUGCUGCGCCGACUUGGCGGGCGCGAAGCCAGGUGGCAGCGGGAUCCCGGCGUAGCCCACUCCCCAGCCCAGUUUCUGGCCCCAGCCCGCGCUGUUGGAGUUGGCCAUGGGGCUGAUGCCGCCCAUGGCGAGGCUGGGCGCGGCGUGCAGCUUGACACCGUUGGGCUGCACGCCGAGCUGGUUGAAGCGCGCGAACAGCUCCUGCUGCUGCUGGCUGAGGGCGGACGCCCCCGCGCCAGCGCCCGCUCCGCUCGAGCUCGAGCUCGUGUUCACGUUGCUGACGCCUACGUUCUUGCCGAAGUUCACCGAGUUCACUGAUGUCGACAUUAUCGCGGGGUCCAUUUGAGUCCAGUCUGAGAACAUGGCGCUAUUUGAGUUAUAACCUGAAAGGAAUCAAAAUACGUUGUAAGGACAAAUAUUACUCUUUUACAGGCAUGCCCUGAUUUACUUCUGAAGUACCGUCGUUCG